Molecule: messenger RNA, 5029 nt
Organism: Linum trigynum
Lineage: Eukaryota; Viridiplantae; Streptophyta; Magnoliopsida; Malpighiales; Linaceae
Source: the annotation of a GenBank genome assembly
CCCUAACCAUAUACUUUAUAUCCUAAACAACGAACCGUCAAAGAUUACUUAUCAAGUUUAGUAUAAAUUGUUGUAACUAAUGGUUAAUUUAUAUAUUAGCCCAUAAAAAAUUACAUACAUAUAUACAUAUUAGCCUUCAAAACAUAUAAGAAUAAUUUUAACUAGUCAUGCCCUCCAUAUAAAAGUUAAAGAUUCAUAUUUCAAAAGCUAAAAUUAUGAAAAACCAAAAAGUUGAAAACCCCAAAAUUUUUCCUUCUUUCUUUUCACAAAAAUACUAAAAUUUCGCUCCUUCUUUCUCUUUCCAUACAUUAGAAAAACUCAAUUUUCCCUCCUCUUUCUCUUCCAUAAAAUUGAAAGAACCAAAUUACCCUCUUCUUUUCUUCUACAAAAAGUUGAAAAGUCAAAAGUUUUCCUCCUUAUUUCUCUUUCAUAAUCAAAAGAAUCAAACUUUCCCACUUCUUUCUCUUCCCACAUAUCAAAACCACCAAAAUUCUCACUUGUUUAUUUUCUAAAAAAUUCAAAGAACCAAAUUUUCCUCUUCUUUCUCUUCCCAAAAACUUGAACACACCAAAAUUUCCCUCUUCUUUUAAAAACAUCAAAUUACCAAAUUACUUUACUUUAUUUAUAUUUAAUUGAUAAUUUUAUUGAAUAGUUAAAUUAACCAAAAUUUUAAUUUAUAUAUUAUAUUAAUAUUGUCAUGAUCUCAAGUGACCUUCAUGUUUCAAUUUUUGUAAUUUUCUUAAAAUACGUAAUAUCAAGUGAGUUUCAUAUUUUUAAAAUUUCUUAUACGAAAUGAAAAAAUAAUUUUACUUAAGUUUAGAAUGAAAAACUUUAUUUUGAAAAACUAUGUAUUGUAUAUUUUUAUAAUUAUUCAAGUGGAUUAGAUGAAAUUCGGGUUGAGUCGGUCGGGUUACGGGUUAGUCGGGUUCGGGUUAAUCGGGUUGCGGGUCAGUCGGGUUACAGGUCAAUCGGGUUCGGGUUAAUCUGGUUGCGGGUUAGUCGGGUUGCAGGUUAGUUGGGUUGCGGGUCAAUUGGGUUACGGGUUGUUGACUUUUAGUCAAUUCGGGUUGCGGUCGGGUUGAUCGGGCGGGUUAAUCGGGUCGGGUAUGUUUUGACACCUAUAAUCCUAAGUUGAACAUUUGAAUAUUAAUGUUAUAUAAGUGUGUGUGAAUUUUCACUAUAUGUUGAAUCUAAGUACGACAUGUUAUUUUGGUGUAAUAUUAUAUGUUAUAACUCAUAUGUUAGAUGAGAUUUGAUAUAAUUUAUCAGGAUAAGUACAAUAUAGUGAUGUUUUCCAUUUUUCCGGGCUAAACCGGGCUAAAACGGGUGACCCAUUAACCCACCAGCUCAACCGGAUUCGGGUCAACCCGCGGGUUGACAACUUGAUUGGUAUCCUCUCUCCCUCCCGUCCUCCAACUUGCAGUCACUACACACAGCCCUUUCGGGGGCGAUUCCAGCGAAGCCAUUUCUCCCCCGGCGUAAACUCCCUAGUCCUCCAUUCUCUCCCUUGCGGCAUCUUCUAUGUCCCUUUCUUUUCUCCAUUAAUUUUCCCCCAACCUAACCAUUUCUCACCCACUCCCCACUCCAGUCUUCCUCGUUCCGCUGAAACCCCCCCCUCAUUUCUAGCUUCCUCUCUUCAUGGUGUUGCUCUCCUCUGCCCUUUCUCCACCAGACAAUCGAUUCCCGGCGCAAUGUACGGUGGCCAGGAUCUAAUUUUCCCAACACUGAUCAAGCUCCACUCCCCUCAAGCCCAACACCACCACUCUGAUUACUCUUCUUCUUCUUCUUCUUCCAUCCUCGUCGGCGGCAUCUUCCUCGACCGCGAAACAGUUCUCCCUUCCUUCUUCUCCUUGAAGCCGAAUCAGCCUGACUCCUCUCGCUGCUCGGGCCUCUCCAGGAAUUUGAGGCUUGAAGUCGAUGGCCGCCUGCCAUCGCACCGGCAGCGGCGGCGGCGGCAGGGGGGAAGGGAUGCACUGCCGUUUCUUUCUGUAAGUUUGUCGAUAAAACGGGGUGACGAAGAGUUUGUUGCGGAACGGCCGGGAAGCUUGGCUCAGAAUGGGGAAGACAAGAAUUUGGAGGUGGAAAGCGUUGGCACAUUUCUCGUUGCUGAGACGGAGAAGGGGAUUGAUAAUGAGAAGAAUAAGAAUAAGAAGGUGGUUGUGCGGAAUUCCGGAUCAGCGGCUUUCAAUACUACCAAGCAUCUCUGGGCUGGCGCCUUUGCAGCUAUGGUUUCCAGAACCAUUAUAGCACCACUGGAGAGAUUGAAGCUGGAGUACAUAGUUUGUGGCGAGAAGGCACAUAUAGUUGAACUGACCAGGAAAAUUUUCUUAACUCAAGGGGUCAAAGGUUUUUGGAAAGGCAACUUGGUCAAUAUUCUUCGAACUGCUCCCUUUAAGGCUAUAAACUUUUACGCAUAUGAUACAUACAGAAAAACGCUACUGAAAUGGACCGGGAAUGAGGAAACCACAAACUUUGAGAGGUUUGUUGCAGGUGCAGCAGCUGGCGUUACUGCCUCUUUGCUCUGCUUGCCUUUGGACACUAUAAGGACCAAGAUGGUAGCACCUGGUGGUGAAGCAUUGGGUGGCGUAAUUGGGACAUUUCGUUACAUGAUCCAGACUGAAGGCUUCUUCUCACUUUACAAGGGCUUAGUACCCUCAUUAGCAAGCAUGGCUCCUGCGGGUGCAGUAUUUUAUGGUGUUUACGAUAUACUCAAGACAGGAUAUCUUCAUUCGCCCGAGGGGAAGGCGAGAAUUCAACACAUGAACCAAGAAGGGCAGGAGCUGAAUGCCUUUGACCAGCUGGAGUUGGGCACCUACAGGACUCUGCUCUAUGGUGCGAUUGCAGGGUGUUGCUCUGAGGCUGCUACUUAUCCAUUUGAAGUUGUGAGGAGACAGCUUCAAAUGCAAGUCCGAGCCACGAAGAUGAAUGCAGUGGCAACUUGUUUGAAGAUAGUUGAGCAUGGAGGCAUUCCUGCUUUAUAUGCUGGAUUAGUACCAAGCUUGUUACAGGUUUUACCUUCUGCUGCGAUAAGUUAUUUUGUGUACGAAUUCAUGAAGAUAGUGCUGAAAGUGGAUUCUUCAUAGACAAGCUUUUGCUGCAACAAACAACACUCAAAAUUUUAUAAAAGAAUAUCUCUAUAACCCUGGUACCCUAUUUCCCCGUCCUUUCCUGCUUCUUUGUUGUGGUUCUGAGAAGGCUUCAUUAUGCCACUGAAAAUCAGUGUGGUUUCUUAGAAUGUCUUCGGUUUUGAAGAGUAGAAAGUAGGAACAGUUUGAGGUCGUUUUUAUUCUCAACUCUAGCCAUCCUAAUUUGGGCAGCUUCACCUCACAGAAUCCUAACGAUAGUGUCUUCUUCUUCUUCUUCAUCGAUCCUCCUGAAAUAAAAUGAGAAACAUACUUCUUUAUUCUCCUGGGACUUUCUUAUGAUCGAUAAUGUAUCAGAUCCACAUGUGGUAAUGUUAAACUUUUCUGGCCAUGCCAAUGGAGAUUCAAAGGCUUUGUUUGGCACAUGCUUACAAAAGCUCUUGUAAGCAUCCUUGCGAAAUUGUAUUGGCUCAAUGAAGCCUUAAUCAUUCAUAUGAAGAGCUUUGUGAGUGAGUGGAACCGGUUAUAACACAUAUUCGGGUGAGUUCGGUGCAUAUAUUUAAAACUAGUGUGGGCCCCGGCCAGUUGGCCGGAGGAAGGUAGGAUGGCAAUGGGUUGGGUUUUGCCAAAUUCAAAUCCAAAUUCAUGGGUUUAUCCGUGAAAAAAAUUUGGGGUAAAAUCCACUGGGUUUGAAAAACUCAAACCCAACUCAACCCCCUGGGUAUCCGCGGGUUCAUGGUUACCCACAGGUUUUUGUCUUAAAAAAUUUACAAUAACAAGUUGCUAUCAAAAUUAAAGUCAAAUAUCAAUCUCUCAAUACAAAUUAUCCAUAUAUAAAAUACCAUUCUAGAAAAUUCAAGCAAAUAACAAAUUAUCCAUAAAUAACAUGAUUAAUUGAAAGCUUCUUCCUUUCAAUUAAGUUUCUUCACUCUCCACUCGAUAACAUCAACUUCAUUCUACACAAUUAGAAAGAAAAAAUUAGACAUGUCUCCACAAACAUAAAUAAGAUAAGUUGUUUAGAAUAUUAAAUAUAUCGAGAAAAUUAAUUAUAUGGGUGUGGGCGGGUACCCACGGGUCGGGUUUACCUAAACCCAAACCCAACCCGAUGAAUAUUGAACGGGUUUAAACCCAAACCCGGCCCAAAACCCGUCAACACGGAUUUUACCCGCGUUGACCGAGUUGGGUAGGGUGGGUACCUGUGGGUUCGGAUUUUGUUUUCAUCCCUAGAGGAAGGUGAGGUAUGAAAUUUGAUAAUUUAAUGGGGUGUAUAACUUAUUGUUGUAUAGUUUUUUUGGGAAACACGUGAUAAAAAUAGUGAAUUUUAGCAGGAAAGAGACAUUAAUGAUGCAACAAAUCAAAAAUCGGCCUUAUGAACCAAAAUCAAGUACCUGUUACCUUGUGAAACAAUAUUGUUUCUGGUAAUAUGAUGAGGUGGAGUAAGUUUUAUAGAAACUGAAUUCCAGAAAAUCGAAUAAAAAAUAGCCUAUCCCGUCGGUUUUCGGGAAAUGAGCAUCUCACAAUCGUUGCUAGCUUUUACUCGGCCCGUUGGCCGAUUAAUUUGGUUUAUAAAACUUUCAUCUUGUCGUCAUUGUGCUUUCUGGUUUUUUUCAGGCUAUGAUAAAAUCUAAGGAAAUAAAGAACGAACAACACGAUUUGGGAUAGGAACCGUCGUUGUCGUAUCCCUAGAAAAUGGUGGUAAACACGGACUCACCUGCCAAACUGGUUUGGAUUGAGAUUUUUAUCGGGCAUCAGGGAACCAUGUGAUUAUAAAUUAGACUUGAUCAAAAGGGGCCAAAACUUGAAAUGCAGCCUGUUUGACCGACCCAUGCCAAAUUCUAAUUAUUCUUUACUUUUAAACUUUUUAUUUGAAAAUAAAAAAUAGUGAAAGAAAAGAGAUGACUGCCAUUUGCACAUCACUUAUUCGGGAAUAAAACCAUAGAAAUUCA